AUGGAUGUACAAGCAGACGCUGCCGUGUAUAUCUUUGCCCACGAAUAUUCUGUCCCGGCGCUGGAGUCACUCCUACUGAAGCUGUCUGUUGAUUUCUGUAAAGUCUCAGCGCCACGGCACACAGCUAUCACCAAGGCCUUCGCUCGUCUACCGGAGACAUCACCCUUUCUUCAACUCCUCGUUGAUGCGGCCUGUAUCAAUGGUGACCUUGAGGGCUACGAACCUGGCUCUGAUUUCGAGCCUCUCCCGGAUGACGAUACGUCGGUAGCUCUUCCGACCAACUUCCUGAUUCGCGUGGCAAAGAAAUACGCAAACCUCGCGAAGAACACGGUGAGGGAGAUGGAAUUGCCACAAUACUUCGACUACAAUACCGAUACCGACGCUGCGGUCGACGAUGCGGUCGACGAUGCGGUCGAAGAUGCGGUCGAAGAUGCGGUCGAAGAUGCGGUCGAAGAUGCGGUCGACGAACGACUAGCUAAACGACGGAAGACGGCUCGCUAG
Messenger RNA from Didymosphaeria variabile, 501 nucleotides. RefSeq lists its product as uncharacterized. The record is from RefSeq and is a predicted model, not a curated record. NCBI's taxonomy places the organism in Eukaryota, Fungi, Ascomycota, Dothideomycetes, Pleosporales, Didymosphaeriaceae. The coding region runs from base 1 to 501 and encodes 166 amino acids. The transcript is spliced from 3 exons.